Messenger RNA from Aspergillus heteromorphus CBS 117.55, 591 nucleotides. Its product is annotated as low-affinity Cu transporter. The transcript is spliced from 4 exons. Gene Ontology annotation, molecular function: copper ion transmembrane transporter activity. NCBI's taxonomy places the organism in Eukaryota, Fungi, Ascomycota, Eurotiomycetes, Eurotiales, Aspergillaceae. The coding region runs from base 1 to 591 and encodes 196 amino acids. Gene Ontology annotation, cellular component: membrane. The record is from RefSeq and is a predicted model, not a curated record. Gene Ontology annotation, biological process: copper ion transmembrane transport.
AUGGACCACUCGAUGCAUCAGAUGGGGAUGGACAUGGACCAUGGUCAUGACCAUGGCGAUAUGGAUAUGGGCGGACAGUGCAGCAUGAAUAUGCUUUUCACCUGGUCUUCCGAGAACCUCUGCAUCAUCUUCUCCCAGUGGCGCGUUACGGGCACUUGGUCCCUCCUGGGCUCGCUGGUGGUGAUCGUGCUGCUGACGGCGGGCUACGAGGGGAUUCGACAGCUUACAAGGCGGGUGGAGGCGGCUCACGCGAAGAGGCUGAGCGCGUAUACUAGUACGGUUGCAACGGGAGGCAGCGAGAUCCACGACGAUUCUGCGACGGCCAAUAUCCCUUCCAGCCAGGCUCUGCCGGUCCCGAACACCAGCUCACCGCUAGUUGUAGGCAGGGAUAGCAGGAGGGCAGUCGAGCAGAGAGGGAAGAUCACCUUGGCCGCAUUGUAUGCCGUCCAGGUCUUCUAUAGCUUUUUCAUCAUGCUGCUCUUCAUGACCUAUAACGGCUUUGUCAUGCUUGCAGUCGCUGUCGGCGCGUUCGUAGGAUACCUGGCCUUUGGAGAUAAUACGUCCGCCAGCAAAACAGUUGCCUGCCAUUAA